This is a messenger RNA of Aplosporella prunicola CBS 121167, 760 nucleotides long. RefSeq lists its product as uncharacterized. NCBI's taxonomy places the organism in Eukaryota, Fungi, Ascomycota, Dothideomycetes, Botryosphaeriales, Aplosporellaceae. The record is from RefSeq and is a predicted model, not a curated record. The coding region runs from base 91 to 402 and encodes 103 amino acids. The transcript has a single exon.
ACAGGACAAGCUAGAUGUAAGACUUAAAUCAAACUAGAUCAGUUAAAGCGAAUAUUGCGAACCCUAACCCUCCAGCAAGUCAGCAAGUGCAUGCGCACGCGCACAUGCUCCAAAAAGAGCAGUAGUAGCAGUAGCACAGACGGAGAAGACGACGACGACGCCGAAGAAGAAGAAGAAGAAGAAGCCCCGUCUUACUACGCAGACAAGACAAGGCAAACAAGGCAAAGUAAGCUGAGUACAACCCAAACAUACACCACUAACAGCAACAUCUUCUCCCUCCCUUCCUCCAUACCUCCCCCUUCUCCUCGUAAAAAAAAAAUAAGAUCGUUCACCCUCCUGGUCUCCUCGCCCUCGUCCCGUCGCAAGUUCCCUGCCUUCCCGCAAUGUCCCUGCUACUGCUGACGCAGUACACGUGGUGGCUGCCGUCAGCUUACGUGCAGCCGCCCGUCGCUCGCUACAAGCGACUGAGGUAAGCUGUAAGCCGCACCGCAUCUAUAACGUCGCUUUUAUACACCGGGCGGUCAGGGCAUGAUGCACGUGGGCGGGCCGGGCCGGACGGGUGUGACGGCGGGGUCGGAGGCGCGGAGGGACGGGUAGGCGGGAAAGGGGCGCGCGUGCGUGGGAGCCGAAGAGUUGGGGUUGAGAUAGCGUGGAUACUGGACAGGUGGGUGAGGAGAUGGUGGUGUCGGGUGGAUGGUGUUGAGUUACUGUAUAUGAGAGAGAGAUGGGGCUGGGGUGGAUAACGAAGAACGAAAAAGAA